AUGGCCGAUAUCUGGGCCGUUCCGUUGGCGUUGACCGACUUCAAUAUCGUGGUGGCUGUCCUGGGGGGCUUUGUGUCGCUGUUCGGGCUGGUGUCGUAUCUGCUCAAGGAGAACUACUACCUGUCUGAAGCUCUCAUCUCUCUCCUAAUCGGCGUCGCCUUCGGACCCCAUGGCGCAAACUUCAUCCGCCCAGACGCAUACACCGGCUGCUCCGGCGUGACCGACGUCGCCUGCACCGAGAGCCGCCUGGGCAGCAUCACGCUCAACUUCUCGCGCCUCGUCCUCGGCGUGCAGCUGGUCAUUGCCGGCGUGCAGCUGCCGAGCAAGUACCUCUGGCGCGAGCGCAAGUCGCUGAUGCUGCUGCUCGGCCCGGGCAUGGCCGGCAUGUGGCUUGCCACGAGCUUCCUCGUCUGGGCCUUUGCCGGGAUGCCCAGCUUCCUGCAUGCCCUGGCCGUCGGGGCAUGCGUCACGCCUACGGAUCCUGUGCUGUCUGCUGUCAUCGUUAAGGGGAAGUUUGCGGACCACAACAUCCCCAAGGAGCUGCAGAAUCUGAUUGUGGCCGAAUCCGGAGCCAACGAUGGCCUGGGCUAUCCCUUCCUCUUCUUUGCCCUCUAUCUGAUCAAGUUUGUGGGCUCGGGCGCGACCUCUGGCGGGGCUGGAGAGGCCAUGGGCCUCUGGUUUGCGUGGACCUGGGGCUACACCAUCAUCCUGAGCAUCAUAUACGGCGCCGUCGUCGGACUGCUGGCCAAGGAGCUGCUCCGCUGGGCCGUCAAGCGCAACUAUGUCGAUCGCGAAAGCUUCAUUGUGUCCGCCAUAUCGCUGGCCUUGUUUGUGCUGGGGACCUGCGGCCUCAUCGGCACGGAUGACGUCCUGGCCUGCUUCAUCGCUGGAAACGCGUUUACAUGGGACGACUGGUUUCGUCUCGAGACCCUUGACGACUCGCUGCAGCCGACAAUUGACAUGCUGCUCAACGUCUCCAUCUUCUUGUGGUACGGGGCAUACAUUCCCUGGACUGAGUUCCGCCACAACUCCCUCGUUCCCAUAUACAAGCUCGUGCCUCUCGGGGUGUUGGUGCUGCUUGUGAGGCGCCUCCCGUGGAUCUUUGGGCUGCAUAGGUGGAUUCACCAGAUUACGGGGACGCAUCAGGCUCUCUUUGUUGGCUUUUUCGGGCCUAUUGGUGUGUCGGCGGUGUUCUAUCUGUUCAUCACGUUGGAGUUUAUUGAGAAGUUUUUGAGUGAUGAAGAGGGGAACCCGAGAAGCGAUGUCACACAUUUGGGCGCCACUGUGAGAAUCGUGGUUUGGUUUUUGGCGGUUUGCAGCGUGGUUGUCCACGGCUUGAGCAUUCCCCUGGGCAAGAUCGGGUACCUCGCACCACGCACGCUUUCUCGCGUGCUCACCGAGACCAGCAUCAGCACUUCCGCCGGCGGCCUUGGCAACAUGGACAACCCCUCGACCUUUUCCACCAUAGCCAGGUGGUUCCCUGGCGGAAACGGUGGCGCCGGGGUGGCCACCAGAGAGACCGUCGUCGGGCCCCCUCUGAGCACAUCUGCCACGUCAGAAGUAUCAAAGCCGCAGCCUAUGCCCCCCUCUGCCGACAUUCCGCUGGAUGCCCUCGGUCCGGAUGCUGGGCCUCGAGAGGCGGCCCGAAAUGCCGUCCGGGAGACACAGAUUCGCUUCCACGACGAGCUGGAGUCUCGGAACCCGUCUCGAAACGAGUCGAGAAACCCUUCUCGAAAUGUGUCUCGGGACCCCUCACGAAAUGUGUCGAGAAAUCGAGACGAGCCUCGGAGAAAGGGAGAUUCAGCCUCGCCGACGCCGAGCCCGAAAUAG
Molecule: messenger RNA, 1830 nt
Organism: Trichoderma citrinoviride
Lineage: Eukaryota; Fungi; Ascomycota; Sordariomycetes; Hypocreales; Hypocreaceae
Exons: 3
Coding region: 1-1830 (609 amino acids)
Biological process (GO): proton export across plasma membrane; regulation of membrane potential; sodium ion export across plasma membrane
Cellular component (GO): plasma membrane
Molecular function (GO): sodium:proton antiporter activity
Source: RefSeq, a predicted model, not a curated record